Molecule: messenger RNA, 2459 nt
Organism: Alexandromys fortis (reed vole)
Lineage: Eukaryota; Metazoa; Chordata; Mammalia; Rodentia; Cricetidae
Gene: Rgs7
Product: regulator of G protein signaling 7
Exons: 18
Coding region: 238-1650 (470 amino acids)
Biological process (GO): positive regulation of GTPase activity; regulation of G protein-coupled receptor signaling pathway; intracellular signal transduction
Cellular component (GO): neuron projection; cytoplasm; plasma membrane
Molecular function (GO): GTPase activator activity
Source: RefSeq, a predicted model, not a curated record
CGGCCCGGGGGAGCGGGCGCGAGCGGCGGCUGCCGGGGCCGCCUGUGCACCAAGGCGAGGGUGGCGGUGGCCUGAGCAGCGCGAGUGUGAUGAGGCUGCCCUGCCUCGCUGCUCCGCUCGCAGCCAGCUGACAGCGCCUGCCCGCAGCACGCCCGGAGGGGAGCCGCGGGGCCGUGACCUUGGCCGAGGAGGGCGGACUGAUCAUCCUCGCAAAGGAGGGACCAAGUUCUGGGUGAAAUGGCUCAGGGGAAUAAUUAUGGACAGACCAGCAACGGGGUGGCAGAUGAAUCACCGAACAUGCUGGUAUACAGAAAGAUGGAAGAUGUCAUAGCACGCAUGCAAGAUGAAAAAAAUGGAAUUCCCAUCCGCACUGUCAAAAGCUUCCUUUCCAAGAUACCUAGUGUCUUCUCUGGGUCAGACAUUGUUCAGUGGUUAAUAAAGAACUUAACUAUAGAAGAUCCAGUGGAGGCUCUCCAUUUGGGAACUCUAAUGGCUGCCCACGGCUACUUCUUUCCCAUCUCAGAUCACGUCCUCACACUCAAGGAUGAUGGCACCUUCUACCGCUUUCAAACACCCUAUUUUUGGCCAUCAAAUUGUUGGGAGCCAGAAAAUACAGACUAUGCUGUUUACCUCUGCAAGAGAACAAUGCAAAACAAAGCAAGGCUAGAGCUAGCUGAUUAUGAAGCCGAGAGCCUUGCCAGGCUGCAGAGAGCAUUUGCCCGGAAGUGGGAGUUCAUUUUCAUGCAGGCAGAAGCACAAGCAAAAGUGGAUAAGAAGAGAGACAAAAUCGAAAGGAAGAUUCUCGAUAGUCAAGAGAGAGCAUUCUGGGACGUCCACAGGCCUGUGCCUGGAUGUGUAAAUACCACAGAAGUGGACAUUAAGAAGUCAUCCCGAAUGAGAAACCCACACAAAACACGCAAGUCAGUCUAUGGUUUACAAAAUGACAUCCGAAGCCACAGUCCUACCCACACACCUACACCAGAAACCAAGCCUCCAACAGAAGACGAGCUGCACCAACAGAUAAAAUACUGGCAAAUACAGUUAGAUAGACAUCGAUUAAAAAUGUCAAAAGUUGCUGAUAGUCUACUAAGUUAUACGGAACAGUAUGUAGAGUAUGACCCGUUUCUUGUGCCACCUGACCCUUCCAACCCAUGGCUCUCAGAUGAUACUACCUUCUGGGAACUUGAAGCAAGCAAAGAACCAAGUCAACAGAGAGUAAAACGAUGGGGUUUUGGCAUGGAUGAGGCAUUGAAAGACCCAGUUGGGAGAGAGCAGUUCCUUAAGUUUCUAGAAUCAGAAUUCAGCUCAGAGAACUUAAGGUUCUGGCUGGCAGUGGAGGACCUGAAGAAAAGGCCUAUCCGAGAAGUACCCUCUCGGGUGCAGGAAAUAUGGCAGGAAUUUCUGGCUCCUGGGGCCCCCAGUGCCAUUAACUUGGAUUCCAAGAGCUACGACAAGACCACACAGAGCGUGAAGGAACCAGGAAGAUACACAUUUGAAGAUGCUCAGGAGCACAUUUACAAGCUGAUGAAGAGUGACUCCUAUCCCCGCUUUAUAAGAUCUAGUGCCUACCAGGAACUUCUACAGGCAAAGCGAAAGAGAUGCCAUGAAAGGCUGCUCCACGCCGUACUUAGCCCAAGAGCCUUUGUUUAAAGCAAGCUCCUGUCCUCAAAUCUGGGGAAAUCUCUCACAUCCAAGAGGUUAACAAGCCUUGUUCAGUCUUACUAAAAGGAUCGUCUUGGUGACACGAAAGCUGAACGGAGCCAUCGCCCAUAUCUUGUAGCCCAUUGCUGUUACCUGGAGCCGAGGACAUUAGACCGAGAUGUUGCAUGAACGAAGGACCUGAAUUGUUCUCUCCUGUGUGCACACUAAGGCAUCGCCACCGCCAAGGGACUCUUCGCCACCCCAUUGCCUCCAUCUCCACCUGUCGUCUGCUUCCCUUGCCCCCCUUAUUAAGCUGGAUCUGUGUCUUUUUCCUUUUUAACCAGUUCAAGUGAAGUAAACUUUAUUUUUCCCCCUCCUCUCCUUUUCUUAAGCUUCCGCUAGAUACACAGUUCACUGAGAAUUCAGUCAGUCACAAACUGGAAGAAUUGUAAAAGAAAAAAAAAAGUAUAUAUCAAUAAGUAUACACAUGGCUUCACAUUUAUUAAAUAACAAAUUAGCACAGAAGGUGUCCUUCCACCCUUGUAUCCACAGUCUGUAACAAACGCCGUCUUCGUCUGUUCUCUGGACAUUGUUCAUGUUUCCUGCGUUUAUUUUUAUACCAUAUUUAAAUGAGAAAACACCUUUUACUCCAAAUGUAUCAAAGUUGACCUCUUCUCUGUAAAUUUGUGUAUGUUUAUAUUGUUGUUUUAUCUUUCAUUAAAAGAUGCAGAAUCUCGUUGCUUUGGGAGCUUUUGUUGGUGGUGCUAGCUGUAAAAGGAAGUGAAGAGAAAGAACUCCCAUCCUGGGAGCUGCAGCAU